This is a messenger RNA of Morchella importuna, 3912 nucleotides long. RefSeq lists its product as uncharacterized. Gene Ontology annotation, cellular component: nucleus. Gene Ontology annotation, biological process: positive regulation of transcription by RNA polymerase II. Bases 1 to 3912 code for a protein of 1303 amino acids. Gene Ontology annotation, molecular function: ATP-dependent chromatin remodeler activity; DNA binding; DNA-binding transcription factor activity, RNA polymerase II-specific. The record is from RefSeq and is a predicted model, not a curated record. The transcript is spliced from 4 exons. NCBI's taxonomy places the organism in Eukaryota, Fungi, Ascomycota, Pezizomycetes, Pezizales, Morchellaceae.
AUGGCCCGUCAAAAAUCCACCACCACCUCCUCCCCCGCCACCCGCAAACCCAAAACCCCCGCCGCCGCCGCCCCCUCACCGCGAAAAGACCGCUCCCUCCGCCCCCGCAGCAACCUCUCCUCCUACGCCGACACCGCCGGCGACUCCUCCACCUCCUCCGACGUCGACCCCGCCGACGAAGACGGCGAAUACUCGCACGACGACCCCGAGCCCGAGGAAGAAGAAGAAGAGGAAGAGGAGGAGGAGGAUGCAGCACCCGCCACCCCGCUCCCCGAGCGCGGCGCAAACGGGACGCGCUCGCUGCGGCCCCGCGCGGCACUGGGACAGCCAGAGGGGCUCAAGGACUAUGUCUCGACAGACGCCGCGCUAGGCCACAAGAAGCGGCCGCGGGCGUCGGCGGCGGGGCCCGCGGUGCAGCGCGUCGCGAAGGGGAAGCGGCUGCCGCCGGGGAAGGCGUGUAUGGCGUGCCGCGCGAGCCGGCGGCGGUGCGACCGCAAGAAGCCGCGGUGCUCCGGGUGCAGCAAGGCGGGCGUCAAGUGUUCUGUGAAAGAGGGGGGCGGAGGCGGUGGCGGUGGAGAGGAGGAGGAGGAUGACGGGGCGUGGGUGGAGGAGGAGAAGGGGACGAUUCGGGGGCAGAUCCGCAGGGGGAUGGAGGAGACGGGGAGGAAGAGGGAGCGCUUUUUGCUCGAGUAUGGGCAUUUGUUUGAGGCGCUGCUGCCGGAGAGUAAUUAUAUUGCGAAGCUGAGGGCGAAGUAUGCGGCCAGGAGUGAGAAGGUGGAGGCGGCGAGUGCUAAUGCUAAUGCUAAUGCUAAUGGCCUGCUGCUGACGCCGGAGGUGAAGGCUGAGGCUGGGGUUGAGGUUAAGGCCGAGGUUGAGGUUAGGGGAGGCGAAGAUAAGCCCGCGGCCGAAGCUGGGUUCGGAGAUGCGGAGGCCAAGCCGGAAUCCAGGACUGAAAUCCAGGUCGAGGACAAGCCCGAGGUCACCACCGAAGUCGGGGCCGAAGUCAAAGCCGCGGGCUCCGAGCCUACCGCAGCACCACCACCAACGGAACUCCGUGCCGUCCCCUACAAGCUUCUCGAGAAGCAGCCUCCCAAUGUCACCGCCACCAUGAAAGGCUACCAGCUCUCCGGGCUCUCUUUCCUCGUCUGGCUGUACAACAACGGCUCCUCCGGCAUCCUCGGCGACGAAAUGGGGCUCGGAAAGACCCUGCAGACGCUCUCCUUAUUUUCAUACCUGACCACCUUCCACCCCUGCCCCGCCGACCAGCAGCGCCCCUUCCUCGUCGUCUGCCCCCUCUCCGUCGUCUCCUCCUGGGUAUCCGAAUGCAAAAAGUGGACCCCGCACCUGCGCGUCCUGCGCCUGCAUGGGCCCGCCGAGGAGCGCGACCGCCUCAAGAAGGUUGCCGAAACCGGCGAAACCUUUGGCCUUGACGCUGAUGAUGAUGCAAACAGUGACCGCGGCUACGACGUGGUUAUUACUAGUUAUGAGGUGUUUGAGCGCGAGAAGCAGUGGUUCCGCCGCGCAUUCGUCUGGCGCUACGUCGUCCUCGACGAGGGCCACAAGAUCAAGAACGAAAAGACCAACGUCGCCUCCGCGCUGCAGGGCCUCAGCGCCGAGUAUAGGCUAAUCCUCACGGGGACGCCGCUGCAGAACAAUCUCACGGAGCUGUGGGCGCUGAUCCACUGGCUGUUCCCCGAGGUGUUCAACGUCAACACGAGCAAAGUCUUCUCCGACGCGUUUGACCUGACGGCGGGCAAGAAUGAUCUCAAGGUGAUGGACAAUGCGCGCCGGCUGCUGGAGCUGAUCAUGCUGCGGCGCAUGAAGGAGAGUAAGGGCGUGAACCUGGGGCUGCCGAAGAAGACGGAGGUGAUAUUGUAUCUGCCGCUUGUGCCGAUGCAGCGGUUUUGGUAUAAGAGGCUGCUGACGAGGCUGGAUAAGGGUGUGCUGGAGCAGGUGUUUCGCGAGGCGAAGGAGAAGGCGGUUGAGGAGGAGAAGGAGGCGGAUGACCACCACCGUGGGAAGGAGGGGAUUGUGGCGGAUAGGGAUCUGGAGAAUCUGGGCGUGGGGGAUGAGCAGUGGGGGGAGACGAGGAUGAUUGUGGAGAAGGCGAUUAAGGAGAAGCAGGGGACGCAGUGGCAGAAGUUGAUGAAUCUGUUGAUGCAGCUGCGGAAGUGCUGUUCCCACCCGUACCUGCUCCCAAAUGCAGAACCGUCACCGCCUAUCAAUGGCCCGCACGUCAUCCUGGCGUCGUCAAAGUUCAUCCUGCUUGACAAGCUGAUCGACGAGCUCUGUCUCAGGCGCGGCCAAAAGGUCCUCCUCUUCUCCGGCUUCACUAAGAUGCUCGACAUCUGCGAGGACCUCAUGCAGCUCAAGGGCGGCGACGGCACAAAGUUCAAGUACGGCCGCCUCGACGGCAUGACUGCGCGUGCCCGCCGCAAUCUUGCUAUCAGGCUGUUUAAUAACGAUCCUGACUACAAGGUGAUGCUAAUCUCGACGCGCGCCGGCGGGCUGGGUAUCAACUUGGCAAGUGCAAGUAAUGUGGUUAUGCUAGACAGCGACUGGAACCCGCAGGCAGACCUGCAGGCGCAGGCGCGCGCGCACCGGAUCGGGCAGACGCAGGAGGUGACCGUGUACCGGCUCAUCACGCAGGGCACGGUGGAGGAGCAGAUGAUGGGGCGGAUCCGCAAGAAGCUGUACCUGUCCGCGAAGGUGACAGAGUCGAUGCGCGACAUCCACACGUCAACCUCUUCAGUCAACGCCGCGUCGAGCGCAGAGGACAACAUGCCGAACCUGACGACCUCGCAGCUCAUGAGUCUUGUGCGCUCCGGCUCGCGGGCCAUCGCGCGCGAGGAGAUCGACCCGACUGAGAUGCUCAAGUGGGACUGGGCAACCACGAUCAAGAAGUGCACCGAGUACUCUCAGAAGCUGCAGCACGAGGAGACCGCGCAGGAGGCAGCCGACAACGAGGAGGAGGAGAAGCGCUGGCUCUCGGAGAUGGAGAAAGUCGAGACGCGAGUGUUUGAGGGCAAGAACCACGUUCGCAACACACAGCGCGACAGCAACCACGAGAUCUCAGCUGAAUGGACGCGCGAGUCGCGCCGCCUGGGCAUGGAGCGCGUGGUGAUGGUGGACGGCCACCCGGUGCUCAAAGAGACGAUUGGCAACAACGCCUGGGAGGCCGUCGCAACCCUCAGCGGAAAAGACCCACGGCUCGCGGAGCCGCCAAAGCGCAAGCGCCGCGCAAUGGACCACCAAGACUACUGCCAGAUCUGCUACGACGGCGGCGAGCUCACGCUGUGCUCGGGGUGCCCGCGCACCUACCACUACGGCUGCCUCACGCGCGAGUUCCAGCUGCGCAGCAAGUCAAAGAUGGGCCAGUUCUACUGCCCGCAGCACCAGUGCGCCGACUGCUCACAGAAGACCACCAACGCGGGCGGGAUGCUCUUCCGCUGCCGGUGGUGCCAGAGCGCGUACUGCGAGGACUGCAUCGACUUUGACAAGAUCGACCUUCUCGGCGAGUCGCUCGUCGAGUAUGAGAACCUGGGGCUGGAGCCGAGUAGUCAGGCGUUCUACAUCAAGUGCGAGAGCUGCAUCGAGUACCACGCCGGCGACGAGGAGAGCCGCCGCGUGUGCGAGGACAUGGAGCGCGAGUGGACGCAGAUCAGCGAGGUGAUCCGUAUCCAGGAGGCGGAGGCGGCGGCGAAGGCGGCGGCGGCGAGGGAGCUGGAGGAGGUGGCGGAUAUGACGGAGGGGACGACGGCGCCCGGGUCAGAGGGCGUGUUGACGCCUGCGGAGGGCGAGUUUGAGCAGGUUACGACGCUGGGGGCCGCGGCGGCGCUGGGCAAGGGGAAGAGGGGGAGGAGGAGGACGGUGGAGGUUGCGGCGGCGCAGGAGGUGGGGGGAGGGGGAUGA